AAGUAUUAUAUAAACAUAUAAUGAAAUAGGAAUCGAAUUUAUCACUUUCUUAAUGUAUAUUUUUAAUCGAGACUAUAUAAAUCGAUAUCGUAAAAAAAAUCUACUUGUGAUAUUUAAAUUUAUAAAAGAAAAUAUAUACGGAAUAACAAAAAAUGAAAGCUUGGAAAGAAUCAGCAAGUUUAAUUUUAGCUGCACGUAAUGGAAAAAAGUUUAAUCGAGCUCUACCACCUGUAGUUUUUCAGUAUAAUUAUAAAUUAUUAUGUUUGAAACGUCAUCGAAAUUCAAGUUUUUAUCCAGAAUCUUAUGUAUUUCCUGGAGGAGCUAUACAUCCAUCUGAUGCUGAUUUAAAAUGGCAUGAAUUGUUUCGUACCUUUGGUUUUGACACCAACAGCUUCAAUUUUCUUAUUCCAAAUACUACUUUACGUCCACAAAUAUUUCAAGCUAAGCCAGACCAAUUACCAAAAGAAAUUUCAUUGCGUAUAACAGCUAUUCGUGAAACUUUUGAAGAAUGUGGUAUUUUACUUUGCAAGCAAGUUAAAAGAGAUGGUAUUCUUUCAAAUUGGGCCAAUACUAUACCAAUUCCUCAAGAAGAUAUACAAGAUUGGCAAACCAAAGUACAUGAAGAUGCUACAGAAUUUUAUAAAAUGUGUGAAAAGUUAAAAUGUUAUCCAGAUUUAUGGUCACUGCACGAAUGGAGUAAUUGGUUAACACCAACACAUUUUAAAAAACGUUUUGAUACAAUUUUUUAUAUUGCUUGUAUGCCAUCGAUGCCAUAUUCCAAUUAUGAAACUACUGAAAUGGAAGAUAUGAAAUGGGAUACACCAAAAGAUCUGUGUUCAACUCCAAAUAUGAUAAUGGCACCACCACAAUACUAUGAAAUUUCAAGAAUAGCCAGAUUUGAGUGUUUGGAAAAUUUAUUAGACUUUGCAAUAGAGAGAAGUAAACGUGGAGUAGAAUUAUAUUUACCGAUCAUUGUAAUGCUACGAGAUGGCAAAUUAUCUGUUUUACCUGGAGACUGUAUGUAUCCUGAAAAUCCAAGUUUAACUGAAAAGUUAAUAAUCGAUAAAACAGAUACAACAAUAGCCGAAUUUGAAGAAAUGUCCCAUGUAAAAAAUAGAAUUGUAAACUUUGAUUUGGAAUUCAGUAAGGUAAUAGUUCAUAAUUUUGAUAGUACAGAAGGCCACAUAGCGCCAAUGCCUUUUGAAAAAGUUUAUAUUAAAUCUUUGGAGAAAAAGUAAUAAUUAUUUCUAAUAAAAAAUAUAUAUAUGUUA
Messenger RNA from Polistes dominula (European paper wasp), 1271 nucleotides. RefSeq names its product acyl-coenzyme A diphosphatase NUDT19. NCBI's taxonomy places the organism in Eukaryota, Metazoa, Arthropoda, Insecta, Hymenoptera, Vespidae. The record is from RefSeq and is a predicted model, not a curated record. Gene Ontology annotation, molecular function: hydrolase activity, acting on acid anhydrides, in phosphorus-containing anhydrides. Gene Ontology annotation, cellular component: mitochondrion.